CGGGCGCGGAGCCGGCCCCGGACACGCUGCGGGCGGCGCUCCGGGGCCGCGUCCCGUGGGCCCGGAUCUUCCUGUCCGCUCCCCGCAGGUGCCGAGGAGCCGGGCAUGGAGGCGGAGGCGCAGGAGCUGCCGCUGGGCUGCGGCGGAGGGGGCGGCUCGCCGGCGGCCGGGAGGUCCCCGGAGGGCGAGGAGCGGCGGGAGCCCCCGCAGGCGUCUGUCAGCAACGGCGGCGGCGAGGAGAGCGGCAGGGAGCUGGUGGAGCUGAAGGUGAUCUGGAACAAGAACAAGUACGACGUGAAGUUCUGCCUGGACAGCACGGGCGCCGAGCUGAAGCAGAAGAUCCACUCGCUGACAGGCCUCCCGCCCGCCAUGCAGAAGGUGAUGUUCAAGGGACUGCUGCCCGAGGAGAAAACCCUGCGGGAAAUCAAAGUCACCAACGGAGCCAAAAUAAUGGUCGUGGGCUCCACCAUCAACGAUGUGCUAGCAGUGAAUACGCCCAAAGAAGCUGCUCAGCAGGAGGUCAAGGCUGAGGAGAACAAAAAGGAGCCGCUUUGCAGACAAAAGCAACACAGAAAAGUGUUGGACAAAGGAAAACCUGACGAUGUGAUGCCUUCUGUCAAAGGCGUGCAGGAGCGGCUGCCCACGGUGCCGCUGUCCGGCAUGUACAACAAGUCAGGGGGCAAAGUCAGGCUGACCUUCAAACUCGAGCAGGACCAGCUGUGGAUUGGUACAAAAGAGAGAACAGAAAAGUUACCCAUGGGGUCCAUUAAAAAUGUGGUGAGUGAACCUAUUGAAGGCCAUGAGGAUUAUCACAUGAUGGCAUUUCAGCUGGGCCCAACAGAAGCAUCUUACUACUGGGUCUAUUGGGUCCCAACUCAGUAUGUCGAUGCAAUCAAAGACACGGUGCUGGGGAAGUGGCAGUAUUUUUGAAAGCACGCUCACCUCUGGCACAGGAAAAUGACACAAAUCUAAGGACACUGCUGGGAGAGGCCUCCAACAUCCCUGGAUGUGACAGUCCUGGAACUUAUUAUUAAAACAUGCUAAACGAGGCAUGGAUGGAAGCCAGAGGUGAUGUUCUUUCACCAUUAGUUUACUUUUAACUUAAAGAUUUCACCAUCCCUUUUCUGCAGUCAGCUUCAACCAUAUUUAAAGCAAAUACAAUGGAAAUCAAUAAAUCUUAAUUCACAAAA
Passer montanus (Eurasian tree sparrow) is the source of this 1190-nucleotide messenger RNA. It is a transcript of the gene UBFD1, whose product is annotated as ubiquitin family domain containing 1. The record is from RefSeq and is a predicted model, not a curated record. Gene Ontology annotation, molecular function: RNA binding; cadherin binding. Lineage: Eukaryota; Metazoa; Chordata; Aves; Passeriformes; Passeridae. The transcript has 6 exons. Bases 106 to 930 code for a protein of 274 amino acids.